This is a messenger RNA of Rhodamnia argentea, 2687 nucleotides long. RefSeq names its product pentatricopeptide repeat-containing protein At3g04130, mitochondrial. Gene Ontology annotation, molecular function: protein binding. Bases 159 to 1652 code for a protein of 497 amino acids. The transcript is spliced from 2 exons. The record is from RefSeq and is a predicted model, not a curated record. Lineage: Eukaryota; Viridiplantae; Streptophyta; Magnoliopsida; Myrtales; Myrtaceae.
CCUCCGACCGUUCGUGUCGACCGGUCUCACCCUGUUUCCGCCUGUCGGCCCUACGGUCCAGCAGACGCCGACACGCUUCUCACGAUUUGAUCCCGCAUUUGCUCAAAACUUCAAAAAAGCUCAAUCAAACUCCCAAUUCCCUCUCGUCCUUCUCUCUCAUGAGCUUCUUCUCUUCCCGACCCAUCGCCCGACGCCCCCGCAUCUCCAGCUUCCCGUCGACCCGCCGGGCCACUCCCAAUCUCUCCUCCUACGCGCUCCGCCACACCCGCGAAAGCCCGACCGGGGAGCCACCGUCCGACCUCGAGAUCGUCGUGUCCAGAGUCCGCGCCGGCAGCAGCGAGCACGAAGUCCUCCGGUCCCUCGAGCGCGACCCCUCCUGCGCCUCCAUCGAGGUCUCCCAUGGCCUCGUCGAGAAGCUGCUCGAUCGGUUCCGGGACGACUGGAAGUCCGCCCUCGGCGUGCUCCGGUGGGCCGGGCCGCGCGUCGAAUCCGGCCGCGUCUCGCCGGAGGCGUACGACGCGGUCGUCGACAUCCUCGGUAAGAACCGGAGGAUGGAUAGGAUGAGGGAGGUUUUGGAGGAGAUGAGCCGGAGCAAGCUCGUGAGGCUCAGUACGGUAGGGAAGGUGAUGAGGAGAUUUGCUGGUGCGGGUUUGUGGGAAGAAGCGGUCAAGGUGUUUGAUGAAUUGGGGGACUUCGGUCUGGAGAAGAACACCGAGGCCAUGAACUUGUUGCUGGACACGCUCUGCAAGGAGCGUAGGGUAGAGCAGGCACGCUCGAUUAUGCUGCAGCUCAAGCCUCACGUUUUGCCCGAUGCGCACACGUUCAAUAUUUUGAUCUUCGGUUGGUGUAAGAUUAAUAGGGUCGACGAGGCGCAGUGGACCAUGCAGGAAAUGAAGGGCCACGGGGUUCGGCCUUGUGUCAUUAGCUACUCAACGAUCGUGCAGUUUUACUGUCGUCAGGGCAAUUUCAAUAAGGUCUAUCAACUGUUCGAUGAAAUGCGGGGUGAGGGGCGCCCGCCGAAUGUGGUCACUUACACUACGGUCAUGCAUUAUUUGGCAAAGUCGGAGGAGUUUGAUGAAGCGCUGCAAUUAGCCGAGCGGAUGAAAUUGGAUGGGUGCGAGCCGGAUACGCUCUUCUACAAUUGCUUGAUCCAUGUACUCGCGAGAGCUGGGCGAGUUCGAGAUGCCGUGGAUGUUUUUGAGGUGGAGAUGCCUGCUCGUGGCGUAAGACCAAACACGCCUACCUACAACACCAUGAUUUCAAUGUUUUGUCAUCAUGGUCACGUUCAGAAGGCGAUGGAUCUCCUAAAAGAUAUGGAAGAUUCAAACUUUGCCGAACCUGAUGUUCAGACGUACUAUCCCUUGCUGAAGUCUUGCUUUAAAUCUGGAAAAACUGACGGCUUUUUGAGCAGAUUGUUGGACGACAUGGUCAACAAGCAUCACCUCAGUCUGGAUGUCUCGGCAUACACACUUCUAAUUCAUGGGUUAUGUAGGGCGGACAAAGCUGAUUGGGCUUACCUUCUGUUUGACGAGAUGGUUGGUCAAGACAUAACUCCAAGGUAUCAGACAUGUCGUUUGCUGCUGGAUGAAGUGAAACAGAAGAACAUGUAUGAUGCCGCUGAGAGGAUUGAGGAUUUCAUGAAGAAAUUGUGAGCACAAGGCGCUGGAAGCCUUGUUUUGAUGCUGACGUCGAUAACCAAAAUGUUGCUCAACAAUCACAGGCUGUUAGGACAGCAUAGGACACUUGUGGCCGGUGGAGGAUGAUGGACAGCUAGAGGGCAGAAUUUGUUAUCUGCCUGCGGCAAGAAAAAUCCAUCAUCAUCAAUGGAGUUUCUGGGUAGAGCAAGCGCUGUUUUUGCUCACCACCUAGUCUUGUUGACGAAUUCAAUGAAAAUCCUGAAUGAAGAAGGGGAUUGCAACGAACACCCGAUGCAACAUCGUGCCACGUACGUGCAUGAAGCAGACAAACACAUGGACUUGGACACUAGUCGAGCCUUAUACUAUGGGAUUAGGGUUGGAGCUUGUUCUUUCAGUGGAAAGAUAGAUUGAUGGGUACUUCACAGAUCUGGCUGGGGAUCAGAUCAAGCAGAGACCCAAACAUAGUAAUAUGCAAUUUGUCCAUGCAACGAGUAAAGCGCAUAGGCUCAGCUUGUGCCGGCAUGACUCGGGGCGGUGCCUUUUGCUGGUGCUGUUGGGAAAGAAGAGUGGGUGGCAUUGGGAAGGAUGGAAUGGUUCAUCUAACUCAACUGGUGAUUGCGAGCCAAACUCUGCAUGGGAUUCUUCUUACGAGGUUGACGACUCUCCCGUGAUUCCCUCAAACUUUAUCCAAAUCCUAGUCCCAAGUAAGGCCGAGAGAGAAUCCACAUCUCGUGAUCCAAAGCACGACCCAACAACGGACAUCCUAAUCACUUGGGCCCCACGGUAGGGCCUCGCACAUUCUUCCUCGUCUUCGACAUUCCCAUGUGCUCGAUGGUCCACUUCCGUGAUCAUUAUCCUUAAUCGCUUCUUUGGACGUGGGACUGAACCACCAGAUUGUCAUCUUCCCCCUGGAAUCUUUACUACUUAGGAGGUCGCCGCAAGAAUCGCCGAACCCGGUCACGAGUACAUGUCUUUCGAUGUGACUAGAAAUCUGUCUGAAACUCGACGUGGGUUUUCAGUUGAUUCGUAAUUGAAGCGGGGAAGAAAAGA